Molecule: messenger RNA, 4344 nt
Organism: Symbiodinium natans
Lineage: Eukaryota; Dinophyceae; Suessiales; Symbiodiniaceae
Source: the annotation of a GenBank genome assembly
AUGGCGGCAGCAAGGUUCCUGAUUGUGCCGCUGCUGGCUUUGCUGGCUUGCUUUGUUGGUUGUGCCUCUGAAGUGGCGUUGGGUGCAGUUGGAGGUUGGACCGCUUAUGACCCUCCAGAGCUUAUCGCGACAAUUGCCGCGUUUUUGGACUACCGGGCCAACUGGGACGCUGCCUUGGCAGCCAGGUUGGGGCCUCCCAGAAUUACCAUCCCAGGUGGGUUUCAUCCGAACGGAAGCUCUGUUGCUCUUCGCAUCGGAACGUCGCACCUGCGGCCGGAUGUCGGGGUGGCCACGGCCUUAGACAUGAUGCUGGGCCUCGAUGGUGCGCAGCCUGUGGCAGGGCUGUUGGCAGCUUCCGCCUCAUCCGUCACGAUGCCUAUCGCUACGUUGGCCGCAGCCAGGGAAGUUCCUCAAAUUUCUCACUCAGCCACCAGUCCGCAACUGUCGAACAAAGCUGCAUAUCCAUAUUUUUUGAGAACGGUGGCUCCAGACGGCAUCCAGGCAAAAGCGAUUUGGGCUUGGAUUGUGCAAUUUGAUGUUGUGUCGGCAACAUUUCUGUACUCCCGUGAGUCCUUUGGCCAAGGGCUGCUGUCAGAUGUGCAAUUGUUGGCGCGGACCUCUGGCCGACCAGACGCAGUCCAGGGACAAGACAUCCCAUACAUGCCGGUGGAGUACGACGCCGCACAAGCCCGAGAGUCCUUGAAUGCAGCUCGGCGGCUACCUUCGCGCUUUAUGAUCUUGGCAUUGGAGCCCAAGAUGUCGAACCACAUCCUGAGAAGCCUCCUGGCUGAGGGGAUGCUUGGGGAAGGGUGGCAGAUCGUGGGCACGGACACUUACGGCUCCACGGGAGACUUGCUUCCGGUCGGCUUCAUGAAAAUUCUCCCGGUGUCCCGGGGAUCUCUCUUCCCCAGCUUCUUGCAGUUGUGGUCCAGGUUGGAUCUGGAAGACAUCCUCGGGCCUGAAGGAAAAGACUUCGGGAUUGACCGGAUGCGGAGACCUUUGUCCAACGAGUCCGUUGCGAAGAGCCUGGCGAGCAUCCCAGCACAAGCCGUGUGGGCUCCUCUGGCUUUUGACGCUCUGUAUGCCUUCUUCAUCGCCAUCAACAGGCUUCUGUUCAAGGGAGUUGCGGAGCCUGACAUUCGGGGGCAGGUGCUGUUGCAAGAGCUUCGCGAGACCAGCUUCCUUGGGAUUACUGGUGAGGUGAGCUUCGAUGAGUUUGGCGACCGUGUCGGAACCUUUGAACUUCAGAACCUGCAAAAGGAUCCGAACUCGCAGUUGCUUCAAACAGUUGUGGUGGGUCUUUUCAGCACCUCGACUGGGCAUUUCUCCUUCAGUAGAAAUCCUGUAUGGAUGGAUGGAUCCGCUGGGAUAAAGCCCCCGCAAGAGCUGAGUACUUGCAUCCCUGGGUAUUAUGAAGAGGAGCAAACGAGACACUGCAGAGUAUGUCCCAAAGGAAUGAUGUGCACGGGAGGUGCCAGUGCGGGAUUCGAGGCAUGUCCACGAGGGACCUUUGCAAACAUGUCUGGCAUGCUGAAUUGUACCCCCUGUCCAGAGGGACACUUUGCACGGGAUGUAGGUUCUGUCGAGUGCAGUCCUUGCGUGCCUGGUAUGGAGGCACCGCACAUGGGCAUGGAAGAAUGCACAAAAUGUAAGCCAGGGAGAUACAUGCCAUCCGCAGGGGCCUCCCAAUGUUUGCCGUGUGGGCAGAGUCAGAUCACAUUGCAAAGCGGUGCUGACUCCCUUUCGUCCUGCCUUUGCGCAGAAGGCUCCUUCAUGUGUCCGAACGUCGGCUGCAUGCCGUGUUCCUCUGGCUUGCACUGCCCAGCAGGCCUGAGUCCUCCAGGGCAGAAGGCAGGUUUCUGGGCCGACCCUGGGGCUUUUGCGAGUUCCAAGGAGUGCGUGGCAUCCGUACUGCGAUGCCGCUCGGCAUCAGAGUGUCCCAAGGCUGCCUUGGGGACAUGUGCCCACGGAAGACAUGGCCGAGCCUGCAACAACUGCCAGGUCGGCCACUUCCCGGACUUUGACGGGUCGUGUCAGGCUUGCGGAGAGACUGAUGUUCUUCUGGGGGCCCUCUUUAUUGCCGUCGUGCUGAUUGCGCUCUUUAGUGUGAGCCUGAUGAAGGUGGAGCCAAGCCAACUUAGCUUCAACCUGCUGACCGCGGCGGCGGUGGCAAGCCAGCUGGUCGUGGCCAUCCAAGCAUUGGGAUCCAUGCAGAAGCUCGCGAUGGUUUGGCACCACCCUGCCAAGGAGCUGAUGGAGUUAACCAGGCUGCUUACCCUCGACCUUGACUUCGUCCGAGUGUCGUGCCUCUACGGGCUGAACGACCCGGUUGUCACGUUCUUCGGCCGGCUGCUUCUGUGCCCGGCUCUCUGCGCACUUCUUUUCCUCAGCUGGUUGCUUGAGAAGGCGUGCGGACGGGCAACAUCGCUGGACAGCCUCGUCAACUUGACUGGCUUGCUUCUCGUUUCCUUCUUUCUAUCAAUUACCCUGUCCACCCUUAUCCCAUUCCAGUGCACCAUCAACCCAAGUGGGAGCUUUUCGCUCGUGACACAUCCGGGCAUCAUCUGCUUCGAGUCAGAGGAGCACCUCGUGCUGACGCUGCUUGCAUUGAUUGGCGUUUGCACGCAGCCCCUCCCCAUUCUCGCGUGGGCAACGUAUGCUACCAUCAUGUACCCAUCACGGGUUGCCAGUGGCAGAGGCCUUCGCCUGGUGAACCGGCACCGUUUCCUCUUCCACCGGUUCAAGCCGGAGCAGUACUACUACGGCUUGGUCUUACUGCUCCGCAACGGCCUGGUGGCGAUUCUUCCCAUUGCAACGGUGGAGCUCCCGGAGCUUCAGGUUCCCCUCAUGGGCCUGAUCUUGCUGGCCAGCUUGGCGCUGCAGGCCCGCACCUACCCAUGGCGCACUGCGCAGGCCAAUCAUGUGGAUUUAGGGAUUGGCGUCCUCCUCCUGCUCAUCCUCCUGGGGGCUGCUCCGAUGCUUAGCCUCGACUUCGAAAGAUCCUCGGUGGUGUUCGGCUGGAUCCUGUGCAUUCCCAUCAUUGGAAUCCUGCUGCUGGGCACUGGAAUUCUGGCAUGUGCGAUUUUCAAGCACAUCGAACGAAGAUGCCUCUUUGGUGUCUUCUUAUGCCAUCACAAGGGCGGUGCUGGAAGCCUCUGCCGUUUACUGAAGAUCUUGAUUGCACGGCACAGCCCAACGCGAGUGUUCCUGGAUUGUGACCAGCUGGAAAAGUUAGACCUUCUCUUCGACAUUGUCCGGACAUGUACCAAGAGCGUCGUCGUGGUCCUCACGCCGGAGGUUUUGAAGAGAGUUUGGUGCGCAGGAGAGAUCACCACGUCCUGGAAGAACCGAGUCACCACAGUACCCCUUGUCUGCGAUGGCUUUCACCCACUCUCGGAAGAGGCGUGCAGACACAUCUUCACUACCAUAUGGACCGCUCAGCAGAAGCAACUCCUGGCAAAUUAUGGCGUGGAGAUUAACGACGUCAGCUUGGCGUACGCAUGGCUCCAGGAAGAGUUGGACCCUUUGCAGAUGCCUCGCUUUGGCCCAGUGUGGGGUAGGGAGGACGUCGUGCGGGACCUGCUCGGCCGAUGCGGUGUGCUCUCCCUCUCACCGCUAGGGAAAGGCUUAAAAAGAAUGAGCUCUGCUCGUGACAGCCUGGCGCCCGCGAGAGCUCGGAUUCUGAUCACAGGACCCGUCACGGACGCGGAGUCCCUUUCAGCAUGCGAGUGCUUUCAGCUCCUCCUUCAGGGCCACUUGCAAGUGGAGUGCGCUGUGGUUCAUGGCAGGCGUCAGAUGGUGAGCUGGAAGAAGUGGGCCCACUACCUGGUCGUCUUGCUCUUCCGGGGCAUCUUCAGCGACAUCCUCUUUGCCCGGUCGCUCCUGGCCGCCUUCACGGCACCUGGGCAGGACCUGGAGCUCCUGACCGUCAUCGCUGAUACGCGCUUCGAGUUCCCAAGCCUGGAUCCACACGCCAAAGUUGAAGUCCACGUCGACUCCGAGAGCAUGCCGGACAUGGAGUUGCUGCACCAGGCUUACCGACGACUCAUCAACGUUUUGGCCUUGCCGUUCUCGCCCCUGGCAUCAGAAGGCCUUCAGCAGAAGCAGGUUGCGGAGAUUGCCAGCCGAAUGCGCCGUUACAAGGAUUCAGCCAGUGCAUGGCACGAUGAGGAGGAUCUCAGCUUCCAGCAUCAAACGUCGGUGACCAGCUGCGCAUCUGAAACUGAACAGGUGCUGGGCAAGACGCUGAAGCUGCAGGGAAUACCUUUGUCUCCCUCCAUUGCAUCAGCUGAGGAGGACGGCAGGACGGAUUCUGAGGGGGAGGGCUCCUGGUUGUCCAUGUGA